AUGGAGGUUAAAGGACAUUUGAUAGCUGGUAUGGGUUUAGGUGCUCCCGAAUUACAGGGUUAUCAGAACAGCAAGCUUCAGGUGACACGGCUUUCUGAGCUGGAAGAAAAGAAGUGCAGACUGCAGGCUCUUUUGAGCAGUCGACAAGGGGAGCUACGGCAUUUGUGUCUUCUGGAGGCGGAACUGACAGGAAAACUAUCCCGUGACUUUCCUCUAGAAGUCGGGGAAUGUCCCCCACCUGUUCAGCGUCGGAAUGGACUGCUUGUCAGUUUAGAAGAGGAGGACCAAAUCCAAAGAAGACAAAUAAAGACCCUCUUCAGUGGCACCAUACGCCGAAACAUAGAGUUAGACAAAAACACACAACACAAAAAGAGAACUGUACAUCGUGGAUGUCACACAGAGGAAACAAUUAAGUCAGAGAGCAGCUCCCUUUCUGACUCAACUCAGUCCCAAGACAAUGAGGACUCAUCUCCUAGUAAGGUUCUUGCGCAUCGCUCACUCUCUCACCCACGUCUAUCCCCUGGCAGUCCUGACAGCCACAUUUGUAGGAAACUGUCUCCAUUGGAGAUGCGAGGUUGCCAUAACUACAGCUUUUCCAGUCCAAGUCACUCGCUUCCAAGAAGUGCAUCCAAUGUGGAUGACAUGAGUGUUUAAGAAACACCUCUUUUUCUCUACACCAAAAAAACAUUCAUUUCUGUCAGGUCUGAUAUGUCUGGUGGUGUAACACAAAAGCAGUGGAGUUUCCGUCCAGAAGUUACACAGUUUGUUCCACUGGUGCCUUUGAAGAGCUCCUCUUCUGAGCAUACCAGUUACCCAUUCAACUCUCUUGCUCGUCGUAGCAACAGUUCUGAGGCCUUACUUGAUCAUGCUAGCUUUCCUGAGCUGGUGCCCCGGAAUGGCAUGCAUUCCAGAGUUGGGCCUUACAAAAGCUCAGAGUCUCUGACUGAUGACAAGAUCAGGCAGAUGUACCUUGGCAGUCCAGAGAAGCAGCUAAGUGGAUCUAAAGGGCAAGGGUACCAGCAUUUAUCAGCGGGUGUUAGAGAAAGUAGCUCAAGCUACAACGAAAUUAUGAUGGACUACAUUUUGGGCAAGCAACUAAAGAGACCAAUUCAGCGCCAGCAGCAUCUCUCAGAAGGGCGGAUAUGGCCUGACUUUGCUGCUCUUCCUGUGUCUGGCACCUCUAGUCAUUGCAAUGGUUUUUCCCAUUCUCAGAUACACCUAGCAACUGCACCACCCCCAUAUAGCCCUGUGUUUCUUCUGGGCCACCAGGCUAAACAUUGCCGAGUCAAAGUCACACGGACCAAGUCCUGUGGUCCCUUUAUCCCCCUUCAACAGAAGAGCUUGGAGCCAGUCCUAUUCUCUGCCUAUGAGCCAUCUUUUUCCACUGCCUCCUCCAUCCCCAACCUGCUGUCUCAACAGGCAGAGUUCCCCAGUGCUGCUGUUACUUUUACCCAUAAGUCUGCACCCUUCUCUCUACCAACCCCAGAAGACUCCACACGCAGCCUACACAAAGCCCUAGCACUGGAGGGACUAAGGGACUGGUAUCUCAGAAAUGCCCUGGGUUAUCCUGCUGCAGCCAAGGGGCAUGAUGAAUUUCCUCUGCACCCAACACAGCAACUGGUGCACCAGCCACAAUCUUUUCCACUGGGCCCAUUCUAUGCUCCACCACAGAUGCCUCAGUCAGCUUCCUUUCAUGGGCACACACCAGAGAGCAGAUCUGUUGAGCUCUCUUUCUACCCAGAACCGUUUCUCUCCCAGGAAACUACUCAAAAAAAGUUCACUUCAGAUCAUCCUGCUCCUGGAACUCUGGUCUAACAAGAGAAAGCUUUAGUUUUAUCAUUAGCAGGGAGCGAGAACAACUGUUCACUCACUCAACUGAAUGUUACUCAAGACAUGCAAAGCUAGAAAAAAAACGCCCUUCGUUAUCUGUUCUUGUCUUGCUUUUGAAAGAAAACACUUGGUAAUCCUAAAACUUUCUGGCAUAAUGUGCAAACAAACAAAAGGGUCUUAUUAUGUUUAAUAAAAGCAAAUAUAGCAAUUUAUUUUUAGAACAUUAAACCAGCAUUUAAGUAUGGCAGCGAUAAU
Molecule: messenger RNA, 2085 nt
Organism: Trichomycterus rosablanca
Lineage: Eukaryota; Metazoa; Chordata; Actinopteri; Siluriformes; Trichomycteridae
Gene: ccdc120b
Product: coiled-coil domain containing 120b
Exons: 9
Source: RefSeq, a predicted model, not a curated record